GGAUCUGCGCUGGCAGUGGACUCCUCUCUUCACAGAUUGCUUGUGUAAUGGCAGCAGUUUGGCAGCAGGUUUUGGCAGUGGACGCAAGGUACAAUGCUUACCGCACGCCUACGUUCCCCCAGUUCCGAACUCAGUACAUCCGGCGCCGCAGCCAGCUGCUCAGGGAGAACGCCAAGUGUGGCUUUGAGCCGGGUCUGCGCAGGCAGUACCUGAGGCUGCGCAGUCAGCUGCUGGCCCUGCGCUACGGGCCGCUGUCCGAGCAGAGCAGCUUCAGGGCCAGCAGUGUGCGCAGCUCCCGCACCACUCUGGACCGCAUGGAGGACUUUGAGGAGGACCCCCGCUCUCAAGGAGCCCGAGGCCACCGCCGGUCCGUCAGCAGAGGAUCCUACCAGAUACAGGCCCAGAUGAACAGAGUCGUGUACGACGAGAGGCCUCCGGGCAGCCUGGUGCCGACCUCGGUGGCGGAGGCCAGCCGGGCGAUGGCCGGAGACACGACUCUGAGUGAAAACUACGCCUUCGCUGGCAUGCACCACAUCUUCGACCAACAUGUAGACUCUGCUGUCCCCCGGCUGCAGUUUGCCAACGACGAUAAGCACCUGCUGGCCUGCUGCUCUCUGGACGGGACGCUGUCCAUCAUGACGCUGUCCCCGUCCCCCCCCAGCGUGAAGGUGACUCUGAAAGGUCACGCGGGUCCCGUCACAGACUUCGCCUGGUCCCUGAGCAACGACAUCAUCGUGUCCACGUCUCUGGACGGGACGCUGCGGAUCUGGAACACGGGAGACGGGCGCUGCAUCCGAGAGGUCCGAGACCCUGAGUCCAGCGAGCUGCUGUGCUGCACCUUCCAGCCCAUGAACAACAACCUGACCGUGGUGGGGAACAGCAAGCAUCACCUGCAGGUGGUGAACAUCUCCACGGGGAAGAAGGUGAAGGGGGGGUGCAGCAAGCUGACGGGCCGUGUGCUCUCGCUCUCCUUCGACGCUCCGGGGAGGAUCCUGUGGGCGGGAGACGACCGCGGGAGCAUCUUCUCCUUCCUCUUCGACAUGGCCACAGGGAAGCUGACCAAAGCCAAGCGUCUGGUGGUGAGCGAGGGCAGCUCCAUCUGCAGCAUCUCUGCUCGAUCCUGGAUCAGCCGCGAGGCCAGAGACCCCUCGCUGCUGAUCAACGCCUGCGUCAACAAGCUGCUGCUCUACAGGGUUGUGGAUAACGACGGCACUCUGCAGCUGAAGAGGAGCUUCCCGAUCCAGCACGGCUCGCAGCACGUCCACAGCAUCUUCUGCCCCCUCAUGUCCUUCAGACAGGGGGCCUGCGUGGUGACCGGCAGCGAGGACGCCUGCGUUUACUUCUUCGACGUGGAGCGAAACACGAAGGCGAUCGUGAACAAGCUGCAGGGUCACGGCGGCCCGGUGCUCGACGUCAGCUUCAACUGCGACGAGAGUCUGCUGGCGUCCGCCGACUCCACCGGCAUGGUGAUCAUCUGGAGGCGCGAGCAGAAGUGACCGAACCCUCCUCCAACGAAUGAUACAAAAACACAUAACAAUUCUUCCAUCCACUGCAUACAGAACGACCCUGCCGCUCCUUAACCGUCCGAUAACUAGUGUGUCCAUUUUCCCUGGAAUAUGGAGAGUAGAGUGGUGCAGGGAUGAAGUUAGCAUUCUUGACAAAUGCAAUGGGAUUUUACCAUUUAAUUCUUGAAUUCUGCCAACAAAUAAGCUCUGUGGCAAACAUGUAUGAUACUGACAUGUUUUGUAGGAAUAUUAUUCACAUAUUUAACACCCCUUUGUGAUUUUUAAAGCUUAAAUGCAAACGUAAAAAGCUUACGUUAAGCUAUGAAGGAACUACGUCACGGUCACAUGACUUCACGUCACCACCGCUAAGCUAAAGGUGGCUAAUGUUGGCCGUGAUGACUAGUAGUCGUCUCAUUUAGACACUUGUUAGCAACCGUCGUUUUUAAAUUCACCAGUGGGAUAUUUACUGGCGUAUUUUAUGUUGCAAAGCUUGUGUUAACCAUAGACCUUAUUUCGGGCUAACAACCAGAAACACGCUCAAAAAACCAUUCACUUCAAGACGUGCUAACCUUGUGCUAAAUGCUAACUCAUUCACUGGUUUAGGCCUCAUUCCUGCACCACUCUAUUAAUGGAUUAAUGUAACGCCAAACUCAAGUGCAAUCAGAUAAACACCGUGCUGUGUAGGUGGUCUUAUACAUUAAAGCGAUUGGGUUGUGUGUGUGUGUGUGUGUGUGUGUGUGUGUGUGUGUGUGUGUGUGUGUGUGUGUGUGUGUGUGUGUGUGUGUGUGUGUGUGUGUGUGUGUGUGUGUGUGUGUGUGUGUGUGUGUGUGUGU
This is a messenger RNA of Gymnodraco acuticeps, 2338 nucleotides long. RefSeq names its product WD repeat-containing protein 13-like. Gene Ontology annotation, molecular function: promoter-specific chromatin binding; protein binding. The record is from RefSeq and is a predicted model, not a curated record. Gene Ontology annotation, cellular component: nucleus. NCBI's taxonomy places the organism in Eukaryota, Metazoa, Chordata, Actinopteri, Perciformes, Bathydraconidae. The transcript has 9 exons. Bases 48 to 1496 code for a protein of 482 amino acids.